Messenger RNA from Meloidogyne enterolobii, 211 nucleotides. Lineage: Eukaryota; Metazoa; Nematoda; Chromadorea; Rhabditida; Meloidogynidae. The record is from the annotation of a GenBank genome assembly.
AUGAAUGUAUAUAGUGGGAAUUUGUUCAACAACUCUAUCGAAGCAGAAUUUGUUGCCGCAAUGUCUCCUUUGCUUAUUGAUGGAGGUUAUGAAUUUUACUUGGAUAAGGAUGGAAUCACUAAAGAAAGAAUGAAGAUUGUUGAGCCGAAUUUUAAGAAUUGAUAAAAGGAAACCAUAUAAAUGAGAAAACAUUAUUGCGAAAUCAGUUAAG